GGAUUUAGAAAUCUAAUCUGAUCGGUAAACGGUAUCUAAACUGGGAAGAACAUGCAUCCAGCCUCGCCGCACCAGCAUCGCUCGCGUCUAAAUGUCGGCUCGCCGGGAUCGGGUUCGGGCUCACCAAAUGUCCAGGCCUCCUCCUCGACGGAGACAUUUCCGCUGACACCGCAGCAUCAGCAUACGGUUCAUAUACCGCCACCCACAUCAUUGCCCUAUCAGGGACUCAAGACCUCUGAAAAUGAUGACAUGGGUUGUGUGGAGAUCCUGGCCACGGUGGUCUCCGUGCUGAUCAUGGUCCUCACCUUCCCCAUCUCGGUAUUCAUCUGCUUCAAGGUUGUCUCCGAGUAUGAAAGGGCGGUGAUCUUUAGGAUGGGUCGACUUCGCAGUGGCGGAGCCCGUGGUCCUGGUGUAUUCUUCGUCCUGCCCUGCGUGGAUGAUUAUUAUCCGGUGGACCUGCGCACUGUCUCCUUCGAUGUGCCGCCACAGGAGGUGCUCUCCAAGGACUCGGUGACGGUUACUGUGGAUGCGGUAGUCUACUAUCGCAUCAGUGAUCCCUUAAAGGCGGUAAUACAGGUGUAUAACUAUAGUCACUCCACGAGCCUGCUGGCAGCCACCACACUCCGCAAUGUCCUUGGCACCAGGAAUCUCUCCGAAUUGCUCACCGAACGGGAGACCAUAUCGCACACCAUGCAGAUGUCCUUGGACGAGGCCACCGAUCCCUGGGGCGUCAAGGUGGAGCGCGUGGAGAUCAAGGACGUCUCUCUGCCCACUGCCCUUCAGCGUGCGAUGGCCGCCGAGGCGGAGGCGGCAAGGGAGGCCCGAGCCAAGGUCAUAGCCGCCGAGGGUGAGAUGAAAUCUUCUCGGGCUCUGCGCGAAGCCUCCGAGAUCAUCUCGGCCAGUCCAUCCGCCCUGCAGUUGAGAUAUCUGCAAACUUUGAGCAGCAUUUCCACCGAAAAGAACUCCACCAUUAUCUUUCCCCUGCCCAUGGAGCUGCUCACACCCUUCCUCAAUUCCCACGCCCACUCGCAGCAACUGCAGCUGCAACAUCAGCAGCAACAGCAACAUCAGCAGCAGCAGCAGCAGCAGCAACACCAACACCAGCAACAUGCAGCGCCUGGCACGCCCCUCCACCGGCACCAGCACCAGCACCACCAGUGACGCUCAAUGUCGGUGCUGCAGCCAUAUCUGGAGGCACUGCAUCGCUGCGAAUUGCGGCGCCAGCGUCGGCAGCUGAUGAUUGGCGGUGCAGAUGCAGUGCCCAGGCCGGAUGAUGAUGAUGAUGAUGACAUCGUCGGUUAUCUGCUGUAAGCGCAGCAACGGCAGCAGCAGCGGCAAAGUCAGCGAUACUCGCGGGGAUUCCCCCGGGGAAAAUGAUUCAUCAGAGUGUUCGUAUCAAUGCCCUUGCUUAUGGUUUCUAUAGCAAUUUUCCUAUAAAAUAGUAUACUCUUUCUCAGAUAAAUUUGAAUUUUCAUUUAA
Messenger RNA from Drosophila serrata, 1479 nucleotides. Its product is annotated as band 7 protein AGAP004871. NCBI's taxonomy places the organism in Eukaryota, Metazoa, Arthropoda, Insecta, Diptera, Drosophilidae. The record is from RefSeq and is a predicted model, not a curated record. Gene Ontology annotation, cellular component: plasma membrane.